This is a messenger RNA of Cydia fagiglandana, 6225 nucleotides long. RefSeq names its product G-protein coupled receptor 179 (gene smog). Lineage: Eukaryota; Metazoa; Arthropoda; Insecta; Lepidoptera; Tortricidae. The transcript has 11 exons. Gene Ontology annotation, molecular function: G protein-coupled receptor activity. Gene Ontology annotation, cellular component: membrane. The record is from RefSeq and is a predicted model, not a curated record. Bases 2111 to 4000 code for a protein of 629 amino acids. Gene Ontology annotation, biological process: G protein-coupled receptor signaling pathway.
ACAUCGCCAAUUACUAGCCACCCCCCAAUUACUGGCCACUUAAUUUGAUUUCUAUUUAUAGGUGAACAAAGUUCAUUUUAGUAUAUAAGGUACGAAAAUCCAAUUAUUAGCCAGUUUUCAAUUACUGGCCAUCUAUUCCAAAAAUGAAUUCUAUUUACAGAUAAAUAAAACUCAUUUUCAGUAUAAGGAAAAUGGCCAGUAACUGAAAUUUAUCCACAACCCACUCGUUCAAUAACUGGCCGCCUCUUACAAAAAUGAGUUCUAUUCACCUAUACACAGAAUUCAUUUUAGUAUAGGUGGCCAGUAAUUGAAAACUGGCUAAUAAUUGGCGAUGUACCCUAUGUACCUACAAUGUAAGACGAGUCAAAUUAGAAGACAGAUCGCCUUACCGCAUGCUCAGUUUUGUUAACUGGUUAAACAAUACUGAAUGUGUUUGUGUAAUCAUGCGCAAGCAGGGGUUACGUCGAUCUGUCUCGUAACAGGUAAAUAAUGUUAAGCGUAUUGGUGCAGUUGUAGUUGAGUUUGAAUAGAUAAUGUUGAAUUGUUCAUAGAAUUUAUUAAAUAUCGUUAUAAGAACUUGUUUGUGAUGUUCUAAUUGUUUGUUUAAAUUUUACGGUAAUUCAAUUAAUGCAUAUACCUACACUUUUGCUAGUUUGCCUAUGUAAUAUUAUGUUCCGGACUAGGUAAUGUAAACCGGUUUUUAUUUUGGUUAAUAACCGGUUUUUUAUACAACUAAAAACUGGUAGUUUACGUUCCCUAUUACGGACCCGGACGCUAAGCUGGUUUAUCAAACUUACGCCAGCAGUUUUUACGCUGGCCGUCUAACUUGUAUCACCGAAUUUGUCUCAUAAUACUCUCGUGAAUAUUUAUUGUGUUUCGAUCAUAUGUUUAUUCCAUAAAACGUGACUAUGUAAAUUUAUAUCGAUAACCAGACCGUGUUUUUUAUUUAUAGCGCGAGUAAUAGGGUCCAGAAAUUCCCGCAUCCCGCAAAUAACGUAGAAUAUUCAGCGCCGAAACAAAUUCAAAGCCGAACCUUUCGACUCGCAUUCGCAUCACAGUAAGCACCAAUUUACUCGUGUUAUGUUCAAGAUGAUUUAAUAAAUUGCGACUUGUUGUAGGUAUCUACUUGUCAGUUCAGAAGGAAAGUAGUAGGGGAAAACGGGAACCGAGAUAACUCUCGCUGUCGACUUCUGAGAUCUGAGAUCAGUUUUAUUUGCUGGUUUAUGGCUGUCUCAUUGCCGUUAAUGAAAUAAGACGGAGUAUACGAGCAGUCGUCCCGGCGUCGCAGAACUUGUGAGCGGACUUGUGACGUCAUUUUUUGAUCCUUGUGCUGUCACUGACUCGGUACUGUGAUCGUUAUCAUACAGCGAGAGACGAACGAUAAAUAAAUGUGAAGUGUAUACAUUACUGGGUGCGGUAGGUUAGGAACGGCCAGAGUGUUUGGCUUGGCGGAGAUGGAGGGGCCGUGGCUCGGGCGGCGGAGCGCGGGCCGGGCGGCGCAUGCGCGCGCCGCGCCGGGCCGGGAGCCUCGCGAGUCCGCUCAGUGGUGCGUCGGGACGCCCGGUCGAUUCCAGGGGCGCGCGCAAACACUCCACUUUCCAAAAACCGAAUGAACCGUAAAAUUUGUGUAAGAAAAAUCAUCAAACCGCAGCUUUUCUAAAUGAAUUUUAAAACCAUUCCUUGCCUCCUUGCACGGCUACCUGUUACUGUUUAAAAUUUGACCAAUAUUGCGGUCAAAUUUGUCGCGAUAUCGGUAGGUAUUUGGGCAAAUAUUUACUAUCAAUUAAUUAGAAAACGAAGGUGCGUAAUCACACAUGGAUUGUUUCAACUUGUCAUGUCAAUAUCGGAAGUAAAUUAAUAACAAGUUUGCGUGAGAUUAAUAUACGUUAAUUUAAUAAUUAAAAUGUCGCAUUCUUGAUAAUAAAUAAAACGCUAAAAGUGUCACAGUAGAAAGGUUAUGAAAAUUAACGUGUUUUAAUAGGCAGUUUAUUUUUUUACUCAUUGGUCGUCGUUAAGUUUUAUUAUGUGCUAACCUGGAGCCGGUCCGUAGCAGAGCUGAAUGACAGAGAAACUUGUUGUACCCGAGAUGUGGCGAGGCUGGAGGUGAGCGAUGCGGGCGCGGUGGGCGGCGUGGGCGCUUGCUUGGUGCGCGUGCGCCGCGGCCGCGCCCGUCGAGUCGCCGCCGCCGGCGCCGCUCUGCGACCCGCUGCUGCUACGACACCCGCCGCCCAGGCCCUCGAACGUGCUGGAGGCAGAGUCAGCCGCUGCGCAAGCUGCGCGGUCGCUGUCCGAGCUGAUCGAGACGGGCGGCGCGAACGAGACGCGCGCGGCGGCGCUGGCGCGCUCCGUGCUAGCCGCCCAGCUCGACCCGCCGCCUGACGCCGUGGCCCUCGGCGCACCGCAGCUCCGCCUCGGCGUCCUCUUCGUCGCCGACCCACCCAGACUGAUUAUCUUUCAACAAAACAACUCUGCAGCCCUCCAGCAAUUCUGGAAAACUUUAGCAUCCGCAUGGAAUGCGAGUAACGUCGUCUGGUCGAAUGCCUGGUACUCGUGCGAAAGGGAAGACAGAGGCUGGUGGAGCGGAGCGGCGGCGGCACGGGGAUCGGGCGCUCUUCGCGCCGCGGCGGCGUUGUUCCGACGAAUACCUGUUAUGCCGUGCGAGGAAGCAAUGUACGACCGCAUGGGUGGGCCGCCGGCCUGCGAUCCGGACACAACGGAUUGUGAAGCCUUUCCGGCCUCGGGAUAUGACUUUCAAAAUAUAGAGUACCGGUGCAAGUGCCGGCGGGGCUACUGGCACGCGAUCGGCAGCGGCUGGCUGAGCGGGUCCGCCAUCACAGAGCCCCUGCGGUGCGCGGCCUGCGGCAUGGCCAGCAGCGACGAGGCGCAGUGCGACGGCGAGGUCUUCCACGCCACGCUGCUGGCCGUCAACCUGGCCGGCAUGCUCGUGUGCCUCGUCAUUGGCCUUAUUAUAUUUAGAAAGAGAAAGUGCAAAGCCGUCGCAAUGGGCAUGUGGACUGUGCUAGAGGUGGUGUUGCUUGGGGCUCUGUUGAUGUAUGGAUCCGCAGCGACGCAAUACAUCAAGGAGCCGCGGUGGCGCUGCGUGGCGGGCGCGUGGCUGCGCGAGCUGGGCUUCGUGGCGUGCUACGGCUCAGUGGUGCUGCGGCUGUGGGUGCUUCUGGCCGAGUUCCGGACUAGGAAGGCGCACCGGUGGACUCCAAGGGACUCUGAGGUGCUCCGAAUAGUAGGCGCAAUGCUCUGUGGCGCGACGUGUUAUUUAGCAGCCUUUACUGCGACAGCGGCGUGUGAGCGAGAAGGCUGCACCAAUGCGGCUUGGCAUCAUGUCACCGCUGGCGCUGAACUACUGCUGCUAGCCGCCGGAGCUAGGAUCGCAUAUGCGGCGAGGAACGCAAAUGUGCCCUUCCAGGAGCGCGGCUGGUUGGCGACUGCGCUGGCAUGCGAGUUUUUUAGCGGGCUAGCGUGGCGCGGCGCAGCGCUGGCGGGCGCGGCGCCCGAGCAAGAGCCGCUGGCUGCCACGGCGCGCGCGCAGGUCUCCUCCGGCGCCGCGCUGGCGUGCGUGCUCGCGCCGAGGCUGUGGCAUGGAUACCGCGCGCGGUCUCUUGCGCAGGAGGUAUCUCGCAGAGGCCCAGCAGAGGGCUUCGGUGUAGAGGGCGAGGAGGAGCCCACAUCUGAGGAAGUGAGGGCCGAGCUGAAGCGGCUCUACGUGCAGCUAGAGAUCCUCAGGAACAAAACGCUGCGGCGGGACAACCCUCAUAUCAGCAAACGCAGGGGGGGACGCAAGCCGCCGCACAGGCGGUUUUCCUUACAGAAAAAGGGCAGUCGUGAAAAGGCCUUGCAGGCGCGGCGAGGUGGCAAGGGCAAGGCCGGCGGCAGCGCCAGCGCCGUGGAGGCCAGCGAGGCCGGCGACGCCUCUCGCACGCCAGAGGACUCCGUGUGCUCCAACGAGGGCCCCUCGCACUACACCGACUGCGACCAGACGUGAUCCCGCCGCCGCGACGGGAAUUCGUCCAGUCGCUCCACGGCCAACGGCUACGGCGACCUGCUGGAGGUUUGAAGACUCGGGUUGCGCAUCACCGUGUGUUGGUUCAAAAUUCGGACAAUUGCAAAAAUUUGGUGAUUGUAUUUCACUUAUUAAUCGUCGAAAUACUGUUCGAACUGCGUUUGGGGUACCUAAGUAAAUUUUGCUACGAGCAAUAAAUCAUUUACCAACGCAUCCAAAUUGUUAUUUGGAUGUGUUUAUUGAAAAUGUAAUCUAAAUAUUGAACUCUUGUGUAAUAAAAACAUUUAUAGAACAUAAAUAAAGCUCAUGAAAUGAGCAGGGCAUGAAGCCUGUACCUAAAUGUUAGUAUUAAAUACUCCUAUGUAAAGAAAGCGCCCAUUCUCCUGAAAAAGUUGGGCCCGUUUCUAUCCUAGGUGUAUGGCUAAUCGAGUAAGAUCAUGUUGGAUAAGAAAAAUAGGAAAGUGGGCGGUAGUUAUCGUAUGUGUUGCGUUUAGAGCGGAGUUGAUUGGUGUAUUAAUAGAUGAACCACGUGGGAUCGAUCUUUUUCCAGAGCAAUAAUUUGCCUAGUCCCUGACCAUUGAUGUUACUGUAAACUAGUUUCUAAGUUGCAAGGCAGUCAACUUGUAGCUACUUCUGCCACUUACAACUUACUAAGGUAAAUUGGUAGUUAUUGCCCACAAACAAUGAUUUUUAAACCGCAUUUUUAAAUAAACAUUGUUAUAUGGUAAUUAACAGUUAGUUACUAAGCGGACCCCAGGCUCCCAUCCCAUCCCGUGUCAAAAUGCCGGGAUAACGCGAGGAAAAAUAUAUAUGUGUCUACAGUUAACAGUUCAGAAUGUUUUUUUUUUCAAUAUAGUUAGACAUUGAGCCGCGGCAAAAAGGCAUCAUUUGCAAAUCCGUAUUUCAAUUGAAUAUGCCACCUUGCCAUGCUUACAUAUCUACAUACCACUCGAUCUUGCUACAAUAAAGUGAGUAAUGCAAUCAAACAUCAAAUCCAUUUUUAUUGGUUUGAUACGAUUAAGGAUUUUAAGGGAUUGCGUGCCUUUAAGUGGAUAACGAAUUAUGGUUUGUUUUUCUACUACUAACACAUGGUGAAAUCAGCAGAUACAAGUAUUUAUAUGAUCAUUUCACAGAAACUAAAAACAUCAGACCGAAGCAAUAUAGGAAAUAGGAAAAACGUUCAUACAGUUUUUUUAAUUUAGUUUUUUUUAUUUUAAUGGUCAAUAAAGCACAAGCAAUACGAGUUUCCUUUUUAGUUACUCGUGUAGGUACAAACAUAAUAAUAUAAUAGUUUUAUAAGUUAAAAUUUGAUUCUAAAGACCAAACGAGACCGCUAAAGUAGAUAUUAAUUAAUUAAAGUAUAAGGACUCGAACAUUCCAGCUCAUCCUGUUUCGUUCUGAAUGCGAUUAUUGUCAGGCAAAUAUCAAUAUCAAUAAUAGACUUUUGAAAAUUUUAGGUUAAGUAUGACAUGACUUACAUUAUAAAUAACUAAAUAAGAUGUUAAUUUAUUGAGCUGCUUAUUUUCUAGUCCAUCACAAUGCUUAGCUAUUAACUAAAAGUCUCGACCUUCUACAUACAUAUGAGUAAAAUUUGUUUAAUAUAUUGAUAAUAUAUUUAUUGUUGUACUUAGCCCUAAUUUAAAGUAAUUUUUCGUUGUAAGUGUUGACUACUGGUUUGUAAAAAAAUGUAAUGCCUACUUAAUAACAGCAGCGUACCUACUUACUUGGUUGUUUUACAUGGUGUCUAUUUAUUUCUGAAGCUGAAUGAUGUCAGGCAACUGACAUGACGCUCCGUGAUUUGAUUCACAUUAUUAUCAUGCUUUUAGCCUGCUCUUUAUGAUACACCCAAGUAUUGUAGGUACCCAAGUGAUAUGUAAAUAUGCUGCUAUUAAGUGGGAACACAUUUAAGAUAAUGUAUGUAAUUUUGUUUCUUAGAAAAUUAGGACUCUCGUGUCCAGUUGUUAUUGUAUUUAAAACAUUUUCUCUAAAUUAUAUUGAUGGGUAAUGGAUAGCGCGGGUGUUAUAUAACAAUAGAUAUGUGUACAUAUUAGAGUAAGUGUUCGACAUUACGUGUGCAAGUCUGGCAGUUUGUUUGUGUUCCAUUGAGCUUUGUUCCAUGUUUGCGAUGCGCGAGCGCGUAUAUUGUGAUGCCGAGUAGUAUUAUAUAUCGAUUAAUAUAUUAUUUAUUAAUAAACCACAUGUUCAUA